CUUGGGGUGGCGCACACACUUCCUGCAUCGUCGUGCUCACGCGGUGGGCCCAUUUUUCCAUUUCCCUUCUCGUCUUGAUGGCUGUUCUCGGUUUCCGUUGUGCUAGAAAUGUGUAUGUAGCCUCAAAGUGACGUGACAGAACAAAGCCAAAAGCCAUCCGGACGGAUGCUAUAGCAACUGCGGUUGUGUAGUAGCCGCGGUGUAGAAGCAGGAGCCCAGUAGGCGAAAGAACCAGUAGGCGCUCCGCCAAACGUGCGUUCCAUCGAGCUUGUCUACGAGUGCAGUCUUUGGUGAGCACAUUAAAAACUGGCCGCGGACGGAGCACCGUGCCAAAAACACAUAUUCGCUGUCCGAGAUGUCCGAGAAUCGGGACGAAAUUCUGGCCGAUUUUCAGAGCAUAACGGCCAUUGACGAUGUUAGUGAGGCGAUCUUUCAUCUGGAGGAAUGCAACUGGAAUUUAAUAUCAGCCAUACAGCGUGUCCUGCCGCAGGAUCCGUCCGAUCAUCAGCAUGCGCCACCGGUGGCUGCCGUGCCAUUAUCCAAUCACCGCCCGGGGUCCGGUUCUUCGCUCACACACAACAGUAACACUGCCGGCAACCGGAAUAGCAGUAGCAGCAGCAGCGUCUCCGCCCUGUUCGGUGGCGGCGCUGGAGGGAUGUAUGCUAAUGAGCUAAAUCACUUCGAAGCCGUCUCGAACGUGGAGGAACUAAUGACGGCGCCGUCGUCGCCGGUGAAAAGCAACUUCAUCAACAACAGCAACAGCGGCAGCGGUGGAGCCAUCAACAACUUCGAUGCUCGUGCAUCCACGUCGCGUUCGGGCAGUAGCAACGAUUUCCGCACUGUUCUCAACUAUCUCGACACAAAGCCGUACGAUCUGCUGUUUAAAAUACACUUCAAGAACGGGGUGCAUCUGAUCAACAUCUCGAACCACGCGACGAUCGGUGAUCUCAAGGGGAAGAUCUUCGACAAGACCAACGUCCCGGUGUGCCGGCAGGCACUGAAGGGCUGGGAGCCGGGCAAACAGAAGGACACCCAGAACCUCUCGACGCCGCUGAAGUCGCUCAACAUUGUUGGCAAGGAGUUUAACCUGAUCCUGAAUGAUCUGACCGAGGAAGGUUUCGUCGGCGAAGGAGGCAGUGAUGCGUUGGCCGUGCUCAACCAGCAAACCUACACACUUCACAUCAACGUGCAGCCCGAGAAUCGGUUGCUGAAGCUAAACUUUCCCGGCCAGCAGAAUGUGCUCGCUAUCAAGAGUGCCGUCUACACGGUGACCGACAUUCCCGUGCGCCAUCAGGUGUGGUCCGGGUGGCCCAGCGACGUCACCAACGCGAUGACGCUGGCCGAAUCGGGCGUCGGGCUCGAGCACAAUCUGGUGCUCAAUCGGUCCGACGACAGUGCAACCAAGAUCACCAACAACAACAACAACAAUAGCAGCAACAACAACAAUAACGGCGUUGGGAGCAGCAGCAACUAUCUACGGAACGUGCUGGUUGGUGCGGGAACGAGCGGAAACAGUGGCAGCGGCAGUCGCAGUGACCUCCGCCGACACGCUUUCAAUGCCGCAGGCAACGACAGCCUACCGAUCAUAGCGAUCGAUUCGGAGAGCAGCGGCGAAGAGUUCGAGGAUGCGUCGGACUUUAACAAUGACGACGACAUUUUUACCGAAACUCCAAUCAUCAAUCAGCAGAAGCGUUUGAUUCCCGAUAAUACGGACGAUGAAGCGAUCGGCAGCAUACAGUUUGUGGAAAAUUUCGUCGAACGGUACGGGCCGCAGCAUCCGAUGUUUUUCCAGGGCAGUCUUGAGGAUGCGCUGAAGGAGGCUUGCCAUCGACCGUCGGCUCGUGAUCGUAAAUUGCUGGCAAUUUAUCUUCACCACGAUGGCAGCGUUCUGACGAAUGUGUUUUGUGGCCAGCUACUGGCCUGCGAGAGCAUCGUGCAAAUCUUGCUCGAUCAUUUUGUGCUUUACGGGUGGGAUCUAACAUUCGAAAGUAAUAAAAACAUGUUUUUGUCGUCGAUAUCGGCUUGCGUCGGCAUGACGGCUUCGAUAACGGUACGCAAUAUUCCGACCGAUCGGUUGCCGGCGAUACUUGUGAUAUCGAAAAAUCGCAGCCAGUGCGAAGUGUUCCAGGUGAUCUACGGGAACGUUGGUGUGGACGAUCUCCUGUCGAAGCUAAUGGAAGCGUCGGAGAUGUACAGCGAGCAGCUAAAGAUGGAACUGCGUGAAGAGAACGAACGGCACGCCCGGGAGCAGGUGAAGUUGGAGCAGGAUGCGGCGUAUCGCGAAAGUCUGGAGGCAGACCGCGCCAAACAGGAGGCCAAGCGACAGAAGGAGAUGAUGAUGCAGUCUGAGCGGCGCCGGCUAGAGUCGGAACGGGCGGAGACUGAGGCGAAACGGGAAGCGAUACGGGAAAUGGCUCGCCAAACAGUGCCGGACGAACCGCAGCAGAACGGCGGCGACAGCAUCACCAAGAUCCGCGUCCGCACCCCGUCCGGGGAGAUGCUUGAGCGCAAGUUUAUGGUCGAAACGAGGCUCGAACUGUUGCUAAACUAUAUCACUGCCGAGGGCUACCUGAUCGACGAGUUUAAGGUGAUCUCUAGCUGGCCCAGAAGAGACUUAACCGCACUGAACCCCGCGAGCACGCUAAAGGAACUGAAACUGUACCCGCAGGAAACGUUGAUCCUCGAGGAACGAUGAUUUUGGAUCCGCGUCGCGUGUUGUACUUUUUCCACAGAUCAUCAUCAUCAGCAGCAGCAGAAGCUUGGUUGGCAUGUUGGAGAUUUUUUCUUUUCGAUUCAUUUGUCACACCACCGGAACGACACGUGCUGCGGGGGGGUUGCGUGCGCCGGCGGCGUGGAACGCAAACCCUCCCUCUUCGUUACGCUGUGUCCGUUUCGCACGCUGCCUUCCGAAAAAGAUUCUCCCGAAUUGUGCUCGUCCGAAUAUUGUGUGCACGGGUUUUGCGAAGCAACGGAAGGGCCCAAAUCUGUAGUAGAGUGUCAUAAAUGUUUAACGUAGGUUGAAUACUCCUAUAGUAGUUGUGUUUUGUGCUAUGAUUACGCUACGAUGCUAGAGGUUCCAUUACAGCGCCCAACGAAUGUCCUAGGCGAAUGGUUUUUUCUCGUUUUGGAAGUGGCUGCUUCUUCGGCUAAAGCCGGGAACAAAGCUGUGAUGCACGCCACUCGCGACCUCUCGGCUACUAAAAACCCGUUCUCAUUUGUAGUGCGUAUGACCAUGUUAGAGAGAGAGUUAGAAAUGUAUUAAAAUUGUAUGAUGAUCAUGCUCCCAUUUGUCCCUACUUUUCUCUGAUUUUCCUUCUGAUUUCUGCCUCUAUAGUGUGUCCGUGUAUCGUGUGAAUUUGCUGCUGUUCUAUCUACUGUACUGUCUUUACAUUGUAACGCAGCCACACCGUGAGUCACGAUUCUACCGCAGGGUCGAAGAACCUUUUUUUUAUUUUACCUGUAACUCCUACGUCGAGGACGAUGAAUGGUGAUAAAUAUGUUACUAUAAAUGGUUUGUUUUAAAGAGGGCGUUUGUUUCAUUCUUCUACCGCCGCCGAUCCCGAGCAGCAAGUAUUCGAAGCAAAUAGAGGAGAACUAAGUGUAAGAAGAUGCAAAAGAUGUGAAACAAAACAGAAACAAAUAGAAAACU
This is a messenger RNA of Anopheles bellator, 3649 nucleotides long. RefSeq names its product FAS-associated factor 1 (gene casp). Gene Ontology annotation, cellular component: nucleus; endoplasmic reticulum. Lineage: Eukaryota; Metazoa; Arthropoda; Insecta; Diptera; Culicidae. Gene Ontology annotation, molecular function: ubiquitin binding. The record is from RefSeq and is a predicted model, not a curated record. Bases 356 to 2695 code for a protein of 779 amino acids. The transcript has 11 exons.